Molecule: messenger RNA, 4881 nt
Organism: Branchiostoma belcheri (Belcher's lancelet)
Lineage: Eukaryota; Metazoa; Chordata; Leptocardii; Amphioxiformes; Branchiostomatidae
Product: wings apart-like protein homolog
Exons: 17
Coding region: 254-3949 (1231 amino acids)
Biological process (GO): regulation of chromosome condensation
Source: RefSeq, a predicted model, not a curated record
AAUGGGAGGCUCCGUUACAUCUUCAAAUCUAGGUCGGAGAGGGCGCAGGCGUCAUCAAGAUGGCGGACAAGUUUACGAGGAAGAUUUUCUUUUCCGCCGAAACAAUUUCCAUUUCGCACGAUCGGUGGUGUCUGCUGGCCCUCUGAGGCGCUCAAAUUGUGGAUUUAGUUGUCAGUAUCCCGAAGGACAGUGUUAUUCUAGAAAGAAGGCAGCAUAUCUGUUUGGACUGUUGUAGGUUGGGAUAGGAGUCACCAUGCCACGCUACGGCGUCAAAACAUACAGUCGGGGAGCCAAGCCCAAGGUGGAAGAACCCACCAGUAAGUUUGACCAGGUAUUUGGCGGUGAUUCGGGGAAGCGUCCUUUGGCAGCGAAAGCCUCCUCCAAGACACAGAAAUGGGGUAACACGACGUUCACUGCCGUACGUAUGACGCGGAGGCACAACGUAGAGAACGAACAGCAAGUUGAACACAAGCGAAGGCGGUUGAAUAGCGACGACCCUUUCAGUUUUGACAGCAGCGAUGAUGAUCACUCUUCUCGAAGGGGGCUGCGGACUUCGCCCCGCAAGAAUAUUCCAGCGGAGGAGCAUUCGUACACGUCGCUGUGUAAGCCCGCUCCGCCGAGUAUGGGAGAGCAUUCGUAUACUGCCCGAUCUGUGCACAAGCCGGUACAGCCCAAAGCGACAGGGGAUCAUGCAUAUGUUUCCAUGCAUAGACCUCCAGUUCAGAGUGUAAAAGACGACCACACUUACCUAUCCUCGCCUCAGAAAAAGCCUACCAGUGACCACGCGUACUCAUCUAUCCAGAAGCCUUCGGUGCGAAAUGCGUCGGACGAUUAUUCUGAUCACUCCUACGCACACCAUGUGACAACAACCUCAGUGUUAACACCGCAGCCAAAGGCAGUUUCUCUGAGUGAAUCUGCCGAUCAUUCGUACGCAGCUCAUUCCAAGCCCGUGGCGACCAAGAACGCGCCCAGCGAACAUUCAUACGCUGCUUCUUCUAUGAAAUCCAACGUGUCAAAAACAAAACUGAAAGAAGGUAAGGUGACGGCAGAGUUAUUGUUUGACCGGGCCGUCGCUGCAGUUUCCAAAUCCAAUCAGGCAGCUCAAAACUCUCCCAAGGACAAUUUUGAUAUGCCAUCAUCGAUAUCGCGUUCAAAAGUAAAAGAGACACCCGCAGCUAAAGUUGAAGACGACCCAUUCAUUUUUGCCUCCCCGAAAAAGAAUAGUGUCAACUCAGGGAAAGACGCUUUCGAUUUUUCAGACUCCGAGGAUGGGCUUUCGUCAGAUUCAGAGAAAAAGGAACAGGGUAGACCGUCGUGGAGUGGAUUAACGAAUAGCAGUAGUGCAGUCUCCAGUAAUUCAAACUGGGCACGCACUUGUGUUAAAGUGGAUUCAAGUGGGGUAGGGGCAGGCAGCAGCAAUAGCAUGACCUUGGACGAGAGAUGGGCAAGCAUCACCAAGUCACGGCCUCCCGUUAGGUCGUACACCUGGAACAGUUCGCAGUCCUCGGACGACGAUGAGUCCCCGAAAUGGCCCGGCCUUCCCCAAACAAGGACGAUAUCCGGGGGACAGCCGAGGGUCCGAAUUGUGGUGGGUACGGCUAGAAAGGCAGCUCCAACUACGGCUAGUACAUCAACAACCAGUACUGCAAGUAUACCAGUGUCUUGUGUUAGCAGCAAGGUUGGUGCAACUGUUGCCAGUAAAAGUACCGUGUGUACGACACAGGCUCCUGUUGCCUCAGCAGCCAACAAGUCACAGACAGCUCUGAAAGCGUACGCUUCGAGACUCUCGUACGCACCAUCGUGCGACGAGGGUUCAUUACCGUCGUCCUCACAGAGUUCUACAAGCAGCAAGUUGUCGUCAUCACAGCCGAGUACGAGCGGCUUUGCCUCUCUGUCGCAGCCGAGCACCAGCAAGGGUAGCCAGGGCUUGCCGUCCUCACAGUCAAGUGCACGAGACGAGGACCCGUUCGGGUUUGAUGAAGAAGAGCUUCCCUCGCGGUCCCAACCAACUGCUAGUGGGGAACCCAGGAAGCCACGCAAAUUCUACAGCCCUAAAAAGUCGCCUGCUAAGGUGAGGUACAAUCCCCGCCCAUGGCAACCAAGCACCUCCGAGAGCUUUGACCCAACUCUGAUGCCCCCUCCUCCCCCACCAAAGGACGCGGAAGUUUACGAGGUUGACGAUGAUGAUGAUGAUGAGCCUGCCACCGCGCCCCUGCUGCUGACACGCAGAACGUCGGUGGCGCAGCGUUCCCACCAUGCACCAGUCACAGCGCUGAGGGUUCCUCGCGAACAAAAAGAGCUGUACACUGUGGUGAGUAAUGUGAAGAACUAUAAUGACUGUAUAGAGCUGGGAGAGAGCCAGGAGUUCUUGGAUGACAUUGAAUACCUGCUGGAUGGACUCAAGAACACAGAGAGUGCUGGAACAAGAUGUCUAAGUUUGAUCAGUCUGGCGACCAAGUGCUUGGCCCCGAUCUUCCGCCUACAUUUGCGAGCAAACAGCACGAUCAACAAAGUGUUUGGGGAACUCCAGGACGCUGCAUCAGAUCCGGCCCUGUCCCUGUGCACAGCCCUGCUGAUGUACAUGUUGAGUCGUGACCGGAUGAACAUGGACCUGGACUCCACCUGUCUGCAGCUCAUGAUCCAGCUGCUCAGUGUGGACGCCCAGCCGGCCGAGCCAACAGGCGGGGCCGUACAGGGGCGCGAGUACAACAAGAUUAGGGAGAAAGUCCAGCAACUCUGCGAAAAGACCAACAACAAACAUUUGAAGAUGAACACCAUUUCUGCGGGUUUGCUGGCCAUGGAGUGUCUGCUGACCUUGACCUCUAAGCGUGCAGGUGACGCCUUUAAGGAGGAGGUCAGGAAGUUGGGUGGUCUGGACCGUCUGGCAGAUAUGGUGAUGGGUUGUGAGGCGUGCCUUGGUGAUGGAGAGAAGAAGCCAGACGAUCCGGCCAUGCUGCGGCUCAGGAAGAUGGACAGGUGUCUACGGGUGCUGGAGAAUGUGACAUUCAUGAACACGGACAAUCAGGGGUACCUCCUCAACUACAAGUCUGCGGAGCUGGUGGGCGCUGUUGUUCGGGCGCUCAAGUCCUUCACCAAAAUGUGCGAGCACUUUGCAGACGACGACUCGCUCCCGCUGAACGGACAGCAUGAGGACGAUGACAGCGUGCUGGCCACGCCGGGCACGGUCGUACGCAGCUGUCUGCUGGCUCUACUCAGGGUGCUGCUCAACCUGACUCAUGACAACGAGUGGGGUAGCACCAAGGUGGGAGAACAGCCUGGCCUGCUGAAGACAGCUCUCCUGUGUGUGCUGCAGGCACCACAGUACCUCCCUGCAGAACAACGCUUUGACAUGCAUGUACUGGGUUUGGGACUGCUCAUCAACCUUCUAGAACACAGUGCCAAGAACCGCCUUCUGCUGACGGAAACGCGAGCUCCGUUUGCGUACGAUUCCGUCGGCACCAGUCCAGAGCGUCGAGCCGUAGAAACCACCGCAGUGGAGGCUUUGAUUAAGUUGUUCUUAGACAGAGAGGCGGCCGCGCGGGAAGCUGAGGGGACGACAGAGCAGGCGGAGCAGAGCGGGGAGUGGCGUGUCACGGGAGACGGGCUGGAGUGGGUGAGCGGGGACAGUAAGGAGGAGGAGGAGAAGGAGGAGGAAGAACCCAGCUCACAGGAGGAUGAGAAGGAUGUACUCUCAAAAGCACUUCACAAAGCAGGGAAGCACAUGGAAGACAGUAUUGUUUCGUCCUACGUAGCACUGCUGCUGGGGUGUUUUGUACAGGAGAGUGAGGGUAAUGUAGAGGCAGUGAGGCAGCAUCUUCCCAACGGAGACUUCAGCAGGAUGGUCACCAUGCUGAAAAAGUUCCUGUCCUUCAUCAGUCUCACGAACGCUGUUGGAAACAAAGGUGACAUGAAGAUAGCUCACAUCAUCGAUGUGUUGGAGGAGUGCUAGCCACUGCCAUCUUACCUGUACAUAUCUUUCUAUACAUAUAAUAAUACUCUUCUCAUGGGAGUUCUGUAGCUAUGCCCCAACUACUCCGAUACACAACAAAGAAAUAUGGGACCAUUUUUGACUACUGGCCCUAAUGGUAAUGUGACAGUGUACAGACAAAAAAAACUUAUAGAUGAUCAUUGUUGAUUUUGUAGCUCAGAUGACACAUUCCACCCAAAUGUAGAAUAACUUCACCGAACACAUUUUCACUCUAGGUACAAAUGUUUUGUUUUUUUCCCGUGUUUUUUCGUACAUAUGAAGAAAAGUCCAUUCAGGGUGUGGAAAGUACUCUAUAUAUAUUGGUACGUUCUUGGAGUGGGGAAACAUUUCCUGGCUGGCUUCCUUUCUUUUUUGGUUUGGUAGUCAUUAUGCCAUAACUGUUAACCUAUAUACCCCGGCACCUUGGAUAACAAAAAGGUACGAUCCACAACUGAGGGGUCGCUAAAAAAAAACGUGCAGGCCAAAUAAACUUUGAAGACAGUGGAUACAUUAUUACAUUGUGUUACAGUAGUAUAUAUGUUGUAGUAUAUCUAUGUAUAUAUCUAUAAGAUCAGGAAUUUUGGUUCAUAUUUUAUGUGUCAAAAUCACAGAUAUUGACAUAAACCAAUGUGUGAUACCUACUUCAGUUACAAUAACCUGUGUGUAUGUUAUAUUUCAUAGUACAUGUAUUACCUGAGGGAUUUGAACCGUAAACCCCUGGUUUUGAUGCAGACAUGUUGAAGAUACUGCCAGACUUACACAAUUUGUGCUUGUGGAUCUAAAGAAUGCCCUUGAUGGUAUGAAAGAACACUUCUAACUUUUGCCAGCUUGGUGGUGUUUCCCCAAUAAAAGUUGACUUUGUGACAAGAUAUAUUUAUAUGUACAAUUGCUGGGUUUGGGAAAAAUUGUUCUGU